Molecule: messenger RNA, 3032 nt
Organism: Anopheles funestus (African malaria mosquito)
Lineage: Eukaryota; Metazoa; Arthropoda; Insecta; Diptera; Culicidae
Gene: aft
Product: cap-specific mRNA (nucleoside-2'-O-)-methyltransferase 2
Exons: 2
Coding region: 287-2446 (719 amino acids)
Biological process (GO): 7-methylguanosine mRNA capping
Cellular component (GO): nucleus; cytoplasm
Molecular function (GO): methyltransferase cap1 activity
Source: RefSeq, a predicted model, not a curated record
GUGCAAUCAAAAUAUGAUUUUUAAAGUCAUUAAUUUUCUUCUCAAUACCCCACAGUGAUACAGUUUCAUGCAUGUUUUGUUAAGAACAUAUCAAACAAUUAAACAGUACAAAAUAUCUCAAUUUAUAACUUUGAAUAACUUUGUAAUUUAUAAUUCAGUUCUCCCUGUAUUCUACCGUUUGUUUGCAUAGCACUGUACAAUUGUUUUCAUUUGUGAAUUGACAUUUCUCAUUGAUAUUCAAAACAAACACAAAACAAAAGCAUACGUACAGUUUUUGUUCGCGAACAUGGAAUAUCGAACGGCCCGGAACGCUGAUUCUGAUGUGGAUAUUCAACUUCGUGAGAAAAUAAUCCACGAGGCAAACGUGCAGUUUGAGAAAAAGUUCCAGUUUCAGACAUUGCCACCAAAAACUACACUUCCACCGCUAGAAACCCUCUACCAAAGUCCACCGUAUGUUGUGGCUGCUGUACAAGAUCAGAAACGUCGUUUGAAUGAGGUAAAAAAUCGGUUGAACGAUUUUGAAAUCAGCGACUGGCAUCAGCACACUCGGAAACGAUCAUCGCUGUUGCCGAUUUUGAAUGAACUGCGGUACCGAAUUAGGGCCGAGUUUGUAACGCAAGCCUUUGCCAAACUGUACGAAUGUGUAUCGGCAUACAAUCUGAUCGAUACGGAACUGCGGGAAGUGUACAGUGUGCAUCUGUGCGAAGCACCGGGAGCAUUCGUUACUGGAUUGAAUCACUACAUACGUCUUAACUGUGCACCCCGGACGCAAUGGAACUGGUUUGCCUGUACGCUUAAUCCAUACUACGAAGGAAACUGCCCGGGUAACAUGAUCCCGGACGAUCGAUUUAUACUGCACACCCUUGACUCGUGGUGUUUCGGAGCGGACGGGACAGGCGAUAUUAUGGUUCGGGAAAAUCGUAACGCUGUUAUAAGACGACGGCAGCGCUUUCCAUCGGUAAAUCUCGUCACAGCGGAUGGAUCGAUCGAUUGUUUGAAUGUACCGGAAGAGCAGGAGGAACGUGUCGCUAAGCUCCAUCUAGCCGAAACUGUGCUUGCACUUAACUUACUAAGUCCCGGUCAGCAUUUUGUGCUCAAAAUGUUUACCCUAUUCGAGCAUUCGAGUGUUAGUUUGCUGUUCCUGCUAAAUCAUUGCUUUGAUGAGCUGCAUGUGUUUAAACCCUGUACCUCCAAACCGGGCAAUUCCGAAGUUUACAUCGUCGCCAAGUACUAUCGGGAACCGGAUGGAAUUGAUCAAUAUUUGGAGAAAAUUUACACCAAUCUGCAAAGCAAUUCGAAUGCAAUAUUUGAUCCUAAAACGGUAUCGGAAACAUUUUUGGAACAGCUGCGUAUCUGCACAACACACUUUGUCCAAUGGCAGACAGAGGUAAUUGAAAGCAAUAUUCGAUUCUAUCGCAUUAGCGAUCCUCUCGAAGAUCAAAGACUGAGCAUAUUUAAGCAAACCAUCAUGGAAAUGUUUUUCGACCGGUAUCACAUCACAUCAAUACGCAACAACGAGCGAAUCGUACACGGCGUUAAAGUGUCCGAUGGGCCCAACAUUAAUCAGAAAGAGUCACGCGGUACAUUUAACGAGCGAGUCCAGCAAGCAGCUACCGUCGAUGCGAACCUCACGGAAAGAUUACGCUCACUUCGCGAUCGAUUAGACUAUCUCACACUAACACGUCAACUUUUUCAGCCCGAAGCAUUGCUGAACGAUACCCCACUAAGGGGUGGUCCAGAAAAUGGCUUUGCCGUACAUCACGAAUUGGCCUUUGCCAUUGGAAAGUCAAUCGAACGAGUAAAGAGUUCCAAAUUUGCACUCAUUACCUGUAUUCGACUAUUAAACGAUACAGUUGAUUUGUGUCGAACGGCGAUAAACGAUGGGAAAAUGUCCUGCUCUACGACCGAUCCCAUCACCGUUACCGGAAAUACCAUUUCGAUCGCUAUCAAUGCGUACCCUCACGUCACGAAUAUCGCCCAGCACGAAAAAGAACUCUUUCGCACGAUCGUGCGAACGCUGUUUCAACUCAUACAGCGAAAUUGCAUCACUUCACCAUUGGAACAUCAUUCGCACACCGUUGGAGAUGGUCCAUUAGAAUUAAUCCUGGAAAAUUGGCUUCCACUAACACAGGUUAGUGUGGGCCUGCUGUAUCUGUUGAAGCUAUACGUAUUUGAAGAGGUGGAAGAACUAUCCUCAACACGUCUCAUAUUUCGGAGAUUACGGAAAAGUGGUGUUACGAGUCUGGUUGCCAUUCACGAUGCUGUUCUGAAGGCAUACACUAAAGCUUCCAAUGCGCCGGGUGCUAGUAAAUCGGUUCUAGCGAUUGUUCCCAUUACAUCACUGUUGGAUGGUGGCUUUCCCUAUGCUAUGUUGAACUACAACACUUCCUUGUGCUUAAUUUAUUGCGCUCGAUUAUUGGAAGUGCUUAAACUAAGCAUUGUCUGAUAGGAUUUAGCAAUUGUUUAAAAUUAUUUAUUUUUUUACUUCGUAUCAAAGUUUCGAUAAAGCUAGGUCGUUAGAUAAAGGAUGUGUUUUUAAAAAUUGACCUUUAUAAUACCCAUAUCAAAUGUGGUCAAACUUAUAAUUCAAAAAAACCAAACGUUUGGUUUGCGUUCAACGAUCAUUAAAUUAUUAUUCAACAAGCUUGUAUAGUUUUAUAUAUGCUUUUGUUCAGCAUUUUUUAAAGAUAAUCCAUAGGUAAAUAGUACUACACCUAACUUCAAUAGCACGAGCUUCUCCUUAAGUUUAAAACGUAACUUUCACCCAACUGAAACUACAUGCGCUUAAAGAAAUCAUAAAAUUGCAUGUAAUUUCAUGUUAGUUUAAGUUGUGAUAUGUAUUCUAUUCUCUAUUCUAUCAGGAAAGUUAUAUGCAUAGUUUUAAAAAUGUAUUACCGUAAAUAAAAUCUAAUUCAUACUAAUUCUUAACAACAAACUCGAGAAAAUAGUUGAUCCCAAAGUCUCUUAUUAAUUUUACAAACACUUGCAAACAAGAAACAACAUACCAAUCAUUGGUUCUUUUGACCGAGACU